AUGGGUAACUGCCUUGAGACUUUAAGUGAUUGUUUUAAAGGUAGACAAAAAGAAAGAGGUUAUAAACUUGGAACCACCGAUGCAACCGAUGCAACAGAUGCAACAGAUACUUCAAUGAAAGGCACUGAUAGUUCAUCCAGGUCAGCAACAGCCGAAGCCGCUGAAAAAAGAGCUCAACAAGCACAAAACCGAGGAGUUCAAAAGGGUGGCGGAAAGCUAAGCAAAAGGUUGGACGAACGACAAAAAUCACCUGUUGGAUCGGACGAACACCCUCCUGAUUCAAACCUUGAC
Racocetra persica is the source of this 291-nucleotide messenger RNA. NCBI's taxonomy places the organism in Eukaryota, Fungi, Glomeromycota, Glomeromycetes, Diversisporales, Gigasporaceae. The record is from the annotation of a GenBank genome assembly.